AUGGCCUCAGACAGAAGCAGCACCUUUGGGGACCUGCACCCGCUUCUCAAACCAUUGCUCCGGCCGACAGGCACUGUCCAGCUGCAUCGCCGGAGGGCGUGGCUCGCCCUGCUACAGGGCUGGCAGAAUCUGCAUCAACAGCAUGACGCCGCCGAGCUACUUACAUUCAUCGCCGCAAAUGCCAACAUUCCCGGUCUGCUAGGCCGCUGGGAUGCCCGCCUCAAUGAUGGGCCCCACGUCAGAGUGCAUCAGCAGGUGGACUCUGUGCCACUAAUCACUCUCCCAUGUGAGCGGGAAAAAGACCUGCAAACACUGAUUGAGGAUUGGGCGUACGAGCAAGACACCGGUCACAUAACCGGACUUGCAACGUCCCCAGCCAUCCUCAGCGUCCAGCUUAUGCGCUUUGCGGCUGGGAGAGGUGGAGAAAUCCACAAACUGGAGCAUCGAACCGCACUUCCCGCUCGACUUCAGGUCCCGUGCUUUGACGAGGAACUCAGCACUCGGCCGGUGGCCUACGAGCUCAAAUCCGUUGUGUACCACAUCGGUAGCACCCCAGACUCAGGUCAUUACAAGACCAUGGGAAUAUCGGCCCCUGUAGGUGAGCCGACUGACGCAUACGUCGACAGCUUACAAAAAGCACUACACGAGGAAGCCGCACAUCCGGCCCUCUUUGUACAGAACGACGAAUCCUCUGCCGCUCGGGCAAAGCCUGCGGAUGUGAGAGAAGUCAUGAGGAUGUGGUAUAUAGCUUUCUUUAUCAAGCCGCAAUAG
Messenger RNA from Symbiodinium necroappetens, 771 nucleotides. Lineage: Eukaryota; Dinophyceae; Suessiales; Symbiodiniaceae. The record is from the annotation of a GenBank genome assembly.